Platichthys flesus (European flounder) is the source of this 5407-nucleotide messenger RNA. Its product is annotated as T-box transcription factor TBX5-like. Gene Ontology annotation, cellular component: nucleus. Gene Ontology annotation, molecular function: DNA-binding transcription factor activity, RNA polymerase II-specific; RNA polymerase II cis-regulatory region sequence-specific DNA binding. Lineage: Eukaryota; Metazoa; Chordata; Actinopteri; Pleuronectiformes; Pleuronectidae. Gene Ontology annotation, biological process: cardiac left ventricle formation; pattern specification process; cell fate specification. The record is from RefSeq and is a predicted model, not a curated record.
ACACUCACGCCCACGCACACAAAACUCCCGCGCGCAAUCACGCACACAGAUCCCAUCUCACCCAGUGGCAGCGGCGCGCUCUCACUGCAUCACCCGCGUGUCGCUGCGCUGGGCAGGAGAGGCUGUGCACCGGGGUGCUGGGGACGAGAAGGUCUCUCAUCCUCCAUCUAAACACGGUAAGAGCUGCUAUUGAUGCUUUUCACGCAAAGUGUAGACGCAUGCAUGUGCGCAAAAAAUUAGAAAUUCUCCCGCGUAAAGAGCGAUUUUACGCACAAGAUUCUCCUACAUAUUCCAAUUUGAUUAAGUAUUUAUUUAAAAUAUGUAAUGUGAUGUUUGGUUUAACGUUCAAAUUAAUGUUAUUAUAGAAACUGCGGUAAUUUGUCCUGCAGGUUAUUUUGGAUCAUGUGCUUCUUGGCAUGCCUGUCGACUGAGCUGCAGAAACAUAUUCCACAUUCCGUGUUAAUUAAUAAUGGGAGGACGGUUCGUAGGUCAAUGCUUACAUCUGUACAAAUCACUGUAAAUUAGACCGUGCCAGGCUGGGUGAAGGAACGUGGAAAGAGGAGAGAGAGAGGGGGGGAGGGGGGCUGUAGGAAUCGGUAGAAAUAUGGAUAACGGAGGGAUCCGGCAUGUUGACCCGCUGGUGACCCCGUCAACUUUCAACUCUGGAUGCCUCCGGGAUCUCCAGUAAUCCAGUCAAAGUGAUGCGCCCUCGCAUCAACCCGCUGCUGCUGCCGCUGCUGUUCUAGGCCUCCUCUGCCUGCAUCUGUAAUCUACUGUGAGAUAAUAUGCGUGUCCGUCAUGUGAGAUUAGGGCUGUGGGGUUUUGUUGUUUUAGGAAAUUCACAACCCAAGUCCACUCACUCGGAUGUAUUUAUGUAGUACUACUCUAUAUAUGGCACUGGCAUACAUAAAAAGACUGAUUAUGAUGAUGAUGAUAAUGCAGUGCCCUCUCCACCAGUCAAAAUAAACCCUGUCAUGUAUUUGUCAACCAUAUAUUGCGUAAAACAACAAAACCACCAUUUCCUUUUUGAUUCUGGUUAAGUCUCUGUCGGUUUCCUCUCAAAUUAUGUUUAUUAUUGUAAGAGUAAAAUAUUGUCACCUCUUGUAAAAUAUCUGUGAUCAGCCACAGUUUGGAUUAUCAUUUAUUUUCAAGAUAUCCACAGUUGUGUAUCCACAGUUGUGUAUUUACAGAUAUCAGGAAGUUGAGUGGCACCAAAUCAGUCCGAGGUCAUGUUGUGGUCUGACUUGAUAUCACUAGUGUGUAUGAUUGAUGCUGCAGUGGCAAACAGUUAAUGUGAGAAUUGCUUUUGAAAAAUAAAUAACCAUCGACCCGAGGGCGUGUGCGUAUUGCUCAGUGCGUGGGAUUUAUUUGUGUAUGGUUGUGUGUGUUUGUGUGCGUGCGUGCUUGUACAUGCGUUUGCUUGUGUGAUUGGCCAGUGACGCAGCCAUGAUUUGGGCUGCAGAUACCAACGCGCCGUGCAGACCUAUGGGAGCGCGGAGCAGGCAGAAGGGGGAGGGCAGAGUGCGCGAGGCGGACUUGACUCCAUUUGUAGUGGAGGAUGUGAUGAGGGGGGGUUCAGAUCAGGGCUGCCUCCGCCACCGAGAGGGCAACGGGCAGGAGAGGAGAAAGAGACGAGGGGGAACUAGAGCCGCGGUGACCGGAUCUCGGUCUUAGCCCGAGGGGACGGGAGGCACUGGCGGGGACGAGCCGCGCGUCAGGCUGGGCAGCAGCGGGGAGACGCACGGAGGAACCAUUUCGGAGCUGCUCGGGGAACAUGGUGGAUUUUUGAGAAGCUACACACGGCGACAUUUGGAGAGUUGGAUUUAAAAAAAAAAAAAGAGAGAAGUAAUUGAAGGGAAUCCCGAACGAGGCUGCAGGAGCAGGAUGAGCGUGUUGCCUGCAGGCAGAGCAGAGCAGCGUGUCUGAGUGGGACAUGGCAAACGGCGGGGACCAGUUCGGCCUUGCAGAUCGUCCGGACUCAGACUGCAUGGAUUCCCCGAAACAGACAAAACAGGAAAAUCCCAGCUUCACCUCAAACGCACCAGCGUCCCCGCAGCCAGUGUCCAGUCCGCAGGGGAUGGAGGGAAUCAAAGUUUUCCUUCAUGACAGGGAACUUUGGACCAAGUUCGAUGAAGUAGGAACUGAAAUGAUCAUCACCAAGGCUGGAAGGAGGAUGUUCCCCAGCUACAAGGUGAAGGUCACAGGCCUCAACCCCAAAACCAAGUACAUCCUCCUCAUGGACAUUGUCCCCGCGGAUGACCACCGCUACAAGUUUGCAGACAACAAAUGGUCGGUAACGGGGAAGGCAGAGCCCGCGAUGCCGGGGAGGCUCUACGUCCACUCGGACUCUCCCGCCACCGGGGCGCACUGGAGCCGCCAGCUCGUCUCCUUCCAGAAGCUCAAACUCACCAACAACCACCUGGACCCGUUUGGACACAUAAUACUCAACUCCAUGCACAAGUACCAGCCACGUCUCCAUAUCGUCAAGGCGGACGAGAACAAUGGCUUCGGCUCAAAGAACACAGCUUUCUGCACCCACGUCUUCUCUGAGACCGCCUUCAUCGCUGUGACGUCCUACCAGAACCACAAGCUACCCAGUGGUCCCUCGCAGCUCCAUCCGCCAGAGGGCCUGCCCCACAGGCAGUCCGUUUUGCGGGGAGGGUCGGGGUCUGAGGGUCUCCCCCGGGGCCGUCGGAUCCCCCUUCGGCUGCGAGAGCGGUUUGAGCAGCAGCAGUCCCCAGGAGCUGCUUGGUGCUCCCCCCGCACACUACACCCUGCCUCAGUCUCACCUGCAGCACGGCCAGCAGCCACAGGUCUACCACUGCACCAAGAGGAAAGAGCUGCAGCCCAGAAACAUCCUAAAAGAAGAAAAUGAGAACACACAGGCAGAGGAUGCAGGGUCUCUGUCGAUAACGGAGGAGAACUGCCCUUCAGGAAACCGUCAGCACCCGUACAAGAAACCCUUCAGUGGCAGUUCACCCAGUGAGGACGAGUCCUACUAUCACCCUUCAUCCUUCCCUCCUCCUCCAACCAGUCUACCCAACAACACUGCCCUGGGUCUCACUGACUCCCCCUACAGCUCAGACAUGGGACAGCGUCAGGCAUGCAUGUUUGCCAGCUCAGAGCCCAGACUGGACGAACUCAACUGUGCAUCCUGGUCAUACGCCUGUCCCCUCCCCUCUGCCAUGACCCCCAUGGAGCCCUACCCACCUUACACCCCUCACCCUCCCUACAGCUCCAGCCCUCAGGGCUCUCGACUCAGUGCCAUAGCCCACCAGAGCUCUCCGCUGCUGGGAGAGCACAUCGCCCACGACCCCUAUCAGAGCCAGAGCUCCGGACCUCUAUCGCAGAGCUCCCAAAACAUUCACAGCCGGCAGAUCAGCCCUCCUCUCAGAGAGUUCCCUCGCUACACGGCCAACCUUUCUCCUCCUCUGUACCACACGCUGGAGACGCACACACACAUCAGGUGUCCACCGGAAUGGAGUGCAGCCUCCUAACCGCGCCAGAGGACACACCUGAAUGACUGUCCAGAUGACACCGCGUGUUGAACUCAGUGACCCUUCUCUCUGCUCUUCUGGAACAUGCUGCAACAUAAACAUACCUUUGUAACAUAAUUGUGAAAAGUUUGAUCUUGUGCUGUGUGACAAAGUUCUCAUCUAAUAGCCAUGUCUCCCCCUGUGCUGGAUGGAGCAGUGGAUUGUCUGGACUUGAAGCUUCAGAUGUAAAAAAAAUGAUAAUAACCGCAGGACGAUCAAAGUUGUUGUGUAUCAUCUUUUCAUAACUCACAGACUGGUGUCGUCCAAAUGUUUGCACUGUGAGCCCUCUUCCGGACAGACCCUGAACCCUUCCCCUCUUAAUGACUCCCACUCUUUGCAUUGUCAAGGAUGUAACUUGUGACCCAGUGUCGACAGGCAGUAACAUUUACAGACCAAAAUAAUCUCAGCUCUCAGAGCGGAGCCUGAGGGAGACAUUUUUUCUUCUUCUCUUUAAUGGAGCAAAACAUGGCUCCAUGCUCAGUCUCAGUGAAGGAGAAAAGGCACGAGUUGUCUGUGUGCGUGCGUGUGUUUUCAUGUGUGUGUCUUUGUAUGUAAAGCCUGUGUCAGCUCGGCUCAAGGAUACUAUGAGUUAAUUUCCAAUGAGACAGGCGGUAGUAGCUGCGGGCACUGCACUGCAGAGAUAAACAGUUUGUUUAGACCACGCUACAGGCUGAAGGACCUGUAAACACUGUUUCCACUGCAUUCUGGGUAAAUGCACAUCUCAGCCUCACGCAGCUGUCACCGCUGUCCUCUCAGUCACCCCCAGCCGACCAAUCAUCCCUCUCCGCUCACCAGCAGCCGGCCAAUGAGCGUGCGCCUCUGUUUCCAUCCCCAGCUGACGAGUCCGAGCUGGAGUGCAGCGGGUUUCAUGUCUGCGUGUGAUUGCCCGUUUUUGUUUGUUUCUGAAUGUUUAAUGAGUAAUGUUGAUCCUUGAAACACAAGGACACACAUUGCUGAUCAUGUUGAUGCUCCAACUCUUAAUUACUUUCUUUAUUUUGAAUCUAAAGUAUCCCUCCAAUACCCAUACAGCAUUAAACUACGACUAGAUUGGGUCAAGUGCAUUUCCCUGCAGAUCUGGGUAAGAUCCUCAUCCUUAUGGUUCACUGUGAAGAAACAUUUGUGGCUCCCGUUGUGCAAAAUAUGGUUAAUUUGUGUGUAUUGAAGCAGUGUUUUUAUAUUUUCCACCCAGGUGUUUUACAUGCAGUAACAUGUGAGAAGGUACUCCAUCCGUGUGCAGAGAGCAGAUCCUCGUCAUUCUCUGAUAUGUGUUUGUGUGUUUGUGUGUGUGUGAGUGUGUAUGUGACAGUGAGAUGUAAAAGAUGAAGAUGUUUGUGUUUUAUAGCAUUUUUUCCUGCUCAUAGUAUUUAUUACUCUAGAUUUUGAAAAAAAAAGAUUGCUUUGUUGUUUGUCACCUUGUAAAACAAGGUAUUGUUCAGAGAUAUUUGUUUCUCUUCUGAAGACUCCCUUCAUGGUUUCACCCUCAAUCUCCAAAUGGUGAUAAGUAAUUGUGAUACAUUUUUUUUGUUCUAUGGCAAAUAAAGACAGAUUUAUAUACAGAAAUUGAUAGAUUUUAAAGAAUGUUGUGUAAGUCAAUGGUUCUCGGCCGUCUUCUUUGUCAUCAGAUCACAAAGGCAGCAGAGACGGACUGUUAACAUUCCUGUCCGGUUAUUUAAAGCAAGUUCAGCCUCGUGGGAGUGGAAACUCUUUUAAGUGCAGUGCAGUUUAUCAGUUUCAACGCAUGUAUGAAUAUGAAGGACCUGAUAACGGCACCAGAAGACAAGAAUGUCCACACACCACUUGCUGGUCCCAUAAACAUAUAUAUUUCACCUCGUGGGUCCUUCUUCAGACCUGUCCCCGAAACGUCACUUACC